This is a messenger RNA of Mobula hypostoma (lesser devil ray), 17653 nucleotides long. It is a transcript of the gene ttc28, whose product is annotated as tetratricopeptide repeat domain 28. The transcript has 23 exons. Bases 240 to 7643 code for a protein of 2467 amino acids. Gene Ontology annotation, molecular function: protein binding. The record is from RefSeq and is a predicted model, not a curated record. Lineage: Eukaryota; Metazoa; Chordata; Chondrichthyes; Myliobatiformes; Myliobatidae.
UGCGCUCCAGAAGGAAGGACGAGAAGCUGGUGCCAAAGAGGGGGGAGAAGUAUGUGGAGCAACAUGGCGAACUUUUAAUAAGCGGGGAAAAGAAAGGAAUCGGAGAGCGAGCGGGAGAGAGAGAGACAGAGCGAGAAAGAGAGUCGGAGCGGAGCCUGAGGAACUGGUGUCGAGAGUCGAUGGCGAGGUUCCCCUGCGCUUGGACGGUUUAGUGAGGCGAGAGCACAGAGAACAGCACCAUGGAGGCAGACAGCAAGAGGGAGAAGAGCUCCGUCUUUGAGGAAAGCCUAAUGCGCAGAAUCUCUGGGAGCAGCGGCGUGCACACUCUCAGCAAAGCUGCUUUCAUCGAGAAGGUCCGUGAGAGCAACGUGGCGUGCCAGAAUGGAGACUUCACCACUGGCGUCCAGCUCUACACCGAAGCCAUUGCAGCUGACCCUCAGAACUGCAUUCUGUACAGCAACCGAUCGGCCGUCCUGGUGAAACUGAACGAGUAUGAGAAAGCUCUGGACGAUGCUGUCAAAGCACGGCUCUUAAACCCAAAGUGGUCAAAGGCAUACUUCCGACAGGGUGUUGCUCUCCAGUAUCUCGGCCGCCAUGCAGAUGCGCUGGCUGCAUUUGCGUCAGGACUGGCUCAAGACCCAAAGAGCUUGCAGCUGCUGGUUGGGAUGGUGGAAGCCGCCAUGAAGUCCCCAUUACGAGAAUCGCUGGAACCAACCUAUCAGAAGCUACAGAAAAUGAAGCUGGACAAAAGCCCAUUUGUGGUCGUAUCUGUCAUUGGCCAGGAGCUUCUGACAGCGGGACACCACAGUGCCUCUGUAGUAGUUCUGGAGGCUGCCUUGAAAAUUGGAACGUGCAGCUUGAAACUUCGUGGGUCAGUGUUCUCUGCCCUAAGCAGUGCUUACUGGGCUUUAGGGAAUACAGAGAAGAGUAUUGGCUACAUGCAGCAGGACUUCGAUGUAGCCAAGACUCUAGGUGACCACACGGGCGAGUGUCGGGCCCAUGGUAACCUGGGAUCGGCAUUCUUCUCCAGUGGCAACUACCGAGAAGCCCUAAACAACCAUCGUCUCCAGCUAGUGCUGGCUAUGAAGCUAAAAGAUCGCGAGGCAGCCUCUUCAGCAUUGAGCAGCCUGGGUCAUGUCUACACGGCCAUUGGAGACUACCCAAAUGCACUGGCCAGUCACAAACAGUGUGUUCUUCUAGCUAAACAAUCCAAAGACGAACUCUCAGAAGCCAGAGAACUAGGCAAUAUGGGAGCUGUUUACAUAGCAAUGGGCGACUUUGAAAAUGCAGUAGAGUGCCAUGAGCAGCAUCUCAGAAUUGCGAAGGAAUUGGGCAACAAGCGAGAGGAAGCACGGGCCUACAGCAACCUCGGCAGCGCCUAUCAUUACAGGAGAAACUUUGACAAAGCAAUGUCCUACCACAACCACGUGCUGGAGCUAGCACAGGAGUUAGGCGAGAAGGCCAUCGAGAUGAGAGCGUACGCGGGGUUGGGGCACGCAGCUCGCUGCAUGCAGGAUUUGGAGAGAGCGAAGCAGUAUCACGAACAGCAGCUGAGCAUCGCAGAGAACCAGAAGGACCGUGCGGCAGAGGGACGAGCUUCCUCCAACCUCGGUAUAAUCCACCAGAUGAAAGGAGACUAUGAAAGUGCACUGAAACUCCACAAGACUCACCUCUCCAUUGCUCAGGAGCUCAAUGACUACGCCGCGCAGGGAAGAGCUUAUGGAAAUAUGGGGAAUGCGUAUAACGCACUGGGCUCGUAUGACCAGGCAGUGAAGUACCACCGUCAAGAACUACAGAUUUCCAUGGAAGUAAAUGAUCGGGCAUCACAGGCAUCGACCCAUGGCAACCUUGCUGUUGCCUACCAGGCCCUGGGUGCCCAUGAUAGAGCCUUGCAACAUUACCAAAGCCAUCUGAACAUAGCACGGGAGCUGCGGGAUAUACAAAGUGAGGCCCGUGCGCUUAGCAACCUGGGCAACUUCCACUGCUCAAGAGGAGAGUUCGUUCAAGCUGUUCCAUACUACGAACAGUAUUUACGCUUGUCCCCUGACUUACAAGAUAUGGAAGGCGAGGGGAAAGUGUGUCAUAACCUUGGCUACGCACAUUAUUGUCUUGGAAGCUACCAGGAGGCUGUAAAGUACUACGAACAAGAUUUAGCUCUAGCCAAGGACUUGCAUGAUAAACUUAGCCAGGCAAAGGCUUACUGCAACUUGGGCCUGGCAUUUAAGGCCCUUACCAACUAUACUAAAGCAGAAGAAUGUCAGAAAUAUGUUCUAUCAUUAGCCCAAUCUCUCAACAAUCCUCAAGCCAAAUUUCGAGCCUUGGGCAAUCUGGGUGAUAUUUUAGUGUGCAAGAAAGACGUGAAUGGCGCAGUUAAGUUCUAUGAACAGCAGCUGACCUUGGCUCAUCAGGUUAAAGAUCGGAAACUUGAAGCCUCAGCUUAUGCAGCUCUGGGUACUGCCUACCGACUAAUACAGAAAUACGACAAAGCACUGGGAUAUCACACACAAGAGCUUGAGGUCUAUCAAGAACUGGGUGAUUUGCUGGGAGAAUGCAAGGCACAUGGGCACCUCGCAGCAGUCUACAUGGCCCUUGGCAAAUACACCAUGGCUUUCAAAUGUUAUGAAGAGCAGCUGGAUUUGGGGCAGAAGCUGAAAAAUCCCAACAUUGAGGCACAAGUCUAUGGCAACAUGGGGAUCACCAAGAUGAACAUGAAUGUCAUGGAGGAUGCAAUCGGCUACUUUGAGCAGCAGCUGGCGACCCUGCAGCAGCUGAGCGGUAAUGAUGCCGUGUUGGACAGAGGGCAUGCUUAUGGAAACUUGGGAGAUUGCUACGAGGCAUUAGGAGAUUAUGAGGAAACUGUCAAAUAUCACGAACAAUUCUUAUCGGUGGCACAGAGCCUCAAUCGGAUGCAGGAGCAAGCCAAGGCCUAUCGGGGGCUUGGAAAUGGACAUCGGGCAAUGGGGAACCUGCAGCAAGCUCUUGUGUGCUUUGAAAAGAGACUGGUCGUAGCUCAUGAACUUGGAGAGUCGUCCAACAAAGCCCAGGCAUAUGGAGAACUUGGAAGCCUACACAGCCAGCUAGGAAACUACGAGCAGGCAAUUUCUUGCCUUGAGCGACAACUAAACAUCGCCCGCGAAAUGAAAAAUCGAAUCUUGGAAAGCGAUGCGGCCUGUGGCCUUGGCGGAGUUUACCAACAGAUGGCAGAAUAUGAAACAUCACUGCAGUACCACCAGCUUGAUUUGGAGAUUGCAGAGGAAACUAAUAACCCUACAUGUCAGGGCCGUGCUUAUGGUAACCUGGGAUUGACCUAUGAAUCGUUGGGAAAUUAUGAACGAGCUGUGAUGUAUCAAGAACAGCAUCUAAGCAUAGCUGCUCAAAUGAAUGACCUGGUGGCUAAAACUAUUGCGUACAGCAGCUUGGGACGGACACAUCACGCCCUACAGAACUACUCACAGGCAGUCAUGUAUUUACAGGAAGGUUUGAGACUUGCAGAGCAGCUCGGUCGGAGAGAAGAUGAGGCCAAAAUCAGACAUCGCUUGGGACUUUCAUUGUGGGCUAGCAGGAACCUGGAAGAGGCACAACACCAGCUUUAUAGAGCAUCUGCUUUAUUUGAAAACAUUCGCCAUGAAGCACAGCACAGCACUGAUUAUAAACUUUCACUCUUCGACCUCCAGACAUCCUCCUAUCAAGCGCUACAGCGAGUUUUGGUCAGCCUGGGUCGUCAUGAUGAGGCCUUAGCAGUGGCAGAGAGGGGAAGAACAAGGGCUUUUGCUGACCUUUUGGUAGAAAGGCAAACUGGCCAGCAAGUGUCAGACUCACUGACUCCAGUCACCAUUGACCAGAUUCUGGAAGCCAUCAAUAAUCAACGCAGUCUGGUACUGUACUAUUCCCUGGCCGCUGGGUACCUCUACAGCUGGUUACUGGCACCAGGAGCAGGGAUAUUAAAAUUUCAUGAAUGCUAUUUGGGCGAUGGUCUGGCAGAAAACAACAAUGAUUUUAAUGAAACCAGCAGCAUCAACCUGCAGACAUCCAGUUUCUCCACUCUCGAGCAGUACGUGACCAAUGUUCGUGAAGCACUUGGCAUCGAUUCCUACUACACCAGUAGGAUGUGCUCGAACAGCGAAACAGAGAGCGAGGCUGGAGAUCUUCUUGAUCAGCAGUUCGAAGAGAUAAACAAUAAACUGACAUCCAUUACUGAUCCAACAGGAUUCCUCAGAAUGGUCAGCAGGAAUAACCUCUUCAAUAGAAGCUGCCAAAGUAUGAGCAGCCUGUUCAGCAGCAAUACAUCGAGUCUUCAAGAUUCCACCUUGUCCCUUCCGCGAAAACAGAGCUCUUCCAAUAAGCAGCCUCUUCGUGCCCUCUACGACCUUCUCAUCUCACCUAUGGAAGGGGGAUUAAUGCACUCCAAUGGACCUGUUGGCCGACACCGUCAGCUUGUGUUAGUCCUGGAAGGGGAGCUCUACCUCAUUCCCUUCGCUCUGCUGAAAGGAAGCUCCUCUAAUGAGUACCUCUAUGAACGCUUCAGUAUCAUUGCUGUUCCCUCAAUCCGGGCCCUUCAAGCAAGCCCCAGGUCCCACCUUCGGAAGGGCGUCUCUCUCUGCAGCUCUUCCACCUCGAUGGCAGCGGUGAUAGGUAAUCCCAAACUCCCCUCGGCCGUUAUGGACCGCUGGCUCUGGGGACCGAUGCCGUCGGCUGAGGAGGAGGCCUACAUGGUUUCGGAGCUGCUUGGCUGCCAGCCCCUGGUUAACAGUGCCGCGACCAAGGAGAGAGUGAUGAGCGUGCUCAGCCAGGCCGAGUGCAUCCAUUUCGCCACCCACAUCUCCUGGAAACUUGCCGCCCUGGUCCUGACACCGAACAAUGAAGGAAGCACCAUCAGUGGGAAGAGUUCUUUGGGGAACAGUUACACCAUUCCGGAAUCGCUGAGAGUGCCGGAUGAUGCGAGUGACGUGGAGAGCAUAACUGACAGUCCCCCCCUGCAAGAGUUCUUACUGACAGCUGCUGAUAUAUUGGACUUGCACCUCCCAGUUAAGCUCGUCGUGCUUGGCUCCUACCAGGAAUCUAACAAUAAAGUUACAGCAGACGGCAUCAUUGGUCUGACGCGAGCUUUUCUAGCCGCCGGGGCGCAGUGUGUCUUGGUUUCACUUUGGCCCGUGCCCGUGGCUGCAUCCAAGAUGUUCGUGCACACCUUCUACUCCUCUCUGCUCAACGGAAUGAAAUCCAGCGUGGCUCUGGGAGAAGCCAUGAAGAUUGUCCAGAGCAGCAAGCAGUUUGCGCAUCCGUCAAACUGGGCAGGAUUCACGCUGAUUGGAAAUGAUGUUAAAUUGAACAGUCCCUCAUCUCUCAUUGGUCAGGCUCUGUCUGAAAUCCUUCAGCAUCCUGAUCGCGCCCGAGACGCCUUGCGUGUCCUGCUGCACCUGGUGGAGAAGUCACUCCAGCGGAUACAGAAUGGUCAGCGGAACUCUAUGUACACAUCCCAGCACAGUGUGGAGAACAAAGUGGGUGGUGUGCCGGGUUGGCAGUCGCUUCUCACUGCCGUAGGAUUCCGGCUCGAUCCUCCAGCCAGCGGGCUUCCUGCAGCCGUCUUCUUUCCAGUCUCUGAUCCUGGAGAUCGACUUCAGCAGUGCAGCACCACGCUCCAGUCGCUUCUAGGGUUGCCCCAUGCCGCUCUCCAGGCUCUCUGCAAACUUAUCUCAGCUUCGGAGACAGGAGAACAGCUCAUUAAUCGGGCUGUAAAAAAUGUGGUUGGAAUGCUCCAUCAAGUCCUUGUUCAACUUCAGACGGGGGAGAAAGACCAAGAUUUUUCUUCAGCACCUAUUCAACUGUCCAUAAGUGUGCAGCUCUGGCGACUGCCAGGAUGUCAUGAGUUCCUGGCUGCCUUAGGGUUUGAUCUGUGUGAGGUGGGCCAAGAGGAAGUGGUGCUGAAAACCGGGAAGCAGGCGAACAGAAAGACCAUGCACUUUGCUCUCCAGUCUCUUCUUGCUCUGUUCGAUUCCACAGAACUGCCUAAGAGACUCAGCCUUGACAGCUCUUCAUCGCUGGAAUCUCUCUCCUCUUCUCAGUCGGUUUCCAAUCCAACAGGACAGAUGAACCCACCAUUUUCUCCCACAUACGGGGAUUCCAUGGCUUCAGAUGCCAUCUCUGUGUACAGCCUCAGUUCUAUUGCCUCCUCCAUGAGCUUUGCUUCCAAAACAGACAUCACAGGCGAAGGAAUGCUUCAGAGAGCUCGGCAGGACUACGAGAGGCCCAAGAACAUUUACCCACACAAGGCGACAAUGUUAGCAAGUCGGUCUUCCCCACAGACGAGCAACACCAGUAGAGAUGAGGAAGAGUACGAUGGAUUUUCCAUUAUUAGCAGCGAGCCUUUGAGUGUUUAUACUGAUACUGUCAAGGUGUCAGCCUCACCAGACAAAGAGAGGACUACAGAACACAGCCAUAACCUUGGAGAUAGGCACACACUCAAAGGUAAUACAAGUGCUUCUAGCUCUCCAGCUAAAAUGACGCUCAUCCCAAGUCCCAACUCACCAUUUCAGAAAGUAGAAUCCAGAAAUAAACUUCCAAAUUCAGAUACUGGAGAAUCCGAUCAGUCCAGCACAGAGACAGACAGCACGGUGAAAUCCCAAGAGGAGAAAGUGACCAAACUUAAUCCUCAGGAGCUGGCGCAGAAAAUCUUGGAGGAGACGCAAAGCCACUUGCUUGCUGUCGAGCGACUUUAUCAGAGUAGUGGGCCUGUUAACCAGCUGGGUCCUGCUGACGUUGACAGUGGUGUAGCCAGCCAUCAUGGCACUUCAGUUUUUAAAUCUUCAGAUACGAGCGCAUUCAGCAAGCCACUGAACAGUGCUGGGCAGAAAAAGCAGUCUUCUCCAAUUACCGCAAGACCAAAGCCUCCAACAAGGAGUUCGUCGCUGCAGAAAGUGAACUCGGAAAACAACACGCCUACCAGUGAUAUCUCCGAGGCAGGGCUGUCAGCUGGAGAUUCCUACUCCAAAGGGAGCAACAGUAGACAAACCACUGCGCCAUCUUCACCUGUUGUGGAUUUACGUCAGUCACCUGGUUCCUCAACCGAUCAGUCUCCGAUCAAGAUCAAAUACCCCAGCUCCCCGUACAGUGCCCACAUUUCCAGAUCUCCGGGUUCAGGCCAGCAGUCUCCAGCUGGGAGUAACCCUUCUCCUGCCCUCUCGUACUCAUCAGCAGGCUCGGCCCGCUCGAGCCCAGCUGACAUUCCAGACCUGAGUAAAUUGAAAAUGACUGCCAUCGACGAAAAGGUGAAGGCCGUCCAUAACCUCAAAACCUUUUGGACUAGUGCGACGCAGUCUCCGUCCAGGCCCGUGCGAGCUCUGCGUUCCAAUCCUGCUCUCGCGGGUUCCAAAGCUGAUGCUUUAAGUUAUUUGAAUCUCUCACCAGCCAGGCGCGCCAAGAAGGAGGAGAAGGAGGAUAAGUUUGAACUGAAGGAAUUUUCCAAGAUUCCCUACGCAGACAAGAAAACCCAGAAUGGAAGUGGUGGUUGCCAAGAGACCAGUAAACCUGCAGAAUCAAUACAGCCAGCCAACAACAUUCAGAGGGAAGUGCGCCCGUUGAGGCUUCCAUCUGGGAAUGGUUAUAAAUUCUUGUCUCCUCGGAAGUUUCUUCCAUCCUCAAAGUGCUGAAACAACUUGAACCAGCCAUCUGAUUUUUUUCCAUUGCCAUGUGACCUCGUGGGACUAGCAUGUACAAGCCAAUUGUGUCGCACAGGCGCUGUUUGUAAACUGAACUUUUGUGUUGCGUGAACAGUACUAAAUAUUUUAUACUGUUAAAGAAAGAAAAAGCAAAAAAAAACUACUGUGUACAAAUGUCAUAUUUUUAUUGAAUCCAGAAUGGCAUUUUGCCUUGUUUCUUAGUCACUUAAUGGUUGAUAUUGGUUUAUAAAUGUCAAAAAUCACAUUGGAAUGUCAUCCACAGUCAUAGUAUUUGUUGGAAAUACAAAAUAAACUAGGCUUGGCAGUUUUAGGUUGCACCCAUUUUUUUAUUAAUAGUGAUCUCUUUUUAAAUUAGUGCAUGUUAUGUACUAUUUCUGUGCAUUUCAGACGUGUCUUUAGCCAUUCUUACACCAGAAUGGCUGAACAAUUAUAAAUCCCAGCCAUAUCACAGAAUGUCCCCUGAAGACUGCAAAACAGAAUUGCUUGACUACUUUAUGGCUGGGCCAGCAGGGGGCAGAGGCGAGCUUUUAAGUCACUGCAAAAGAAUCAACCCAAAUUGGACUGCCUCAUCCGGACUUGAUUACUUGCAAAAAGAUUCUUCGUGUAUUAGUAAUAACAGCCUCCUGUCAGUCUCCCAUAUCUAUCUUAACCAGCCCUCGAUAGUUUAUCCAUUCCUGCACUUCUCACCGUGCUAAUAUGCAUUAUACAAAGCUUCCUUAUUGCAAGUUCUUGGCUUGGGAGAGGGUUGCUUGAGAUUGUUUUGUUCCCAGUGAACUAUUGAAACAUGAACUACCUACAUAUGACCAUAACAUUUCAGAUGCCCAUUCUGGGUUGGAAUGCAAAUGGUGGAAGAGCCAUCCAGUUUUCCAACAAAAUGGUCUGUACUUAUAAUCAUAAAUAGAUUUUAUACGAUCCAAAAUGAUGGCAGUGUUGAAUGAUUUCCAUGAAUUAUUUUUAAUAGCCAAGCAAACCUCAGAAUCCCACUGAUGAUCGGGCCCUCUUGCCCAGAGCUGCAGUACAUUUCAUAGCCACGUCUUUUCACUGAAUUGGAUUUGCAAAUUAGCCAAUUUAAAACUUCACUCUGCUUUGCAGAUUUCCUCAGCAGAUUACUAUUUGGAGAAAGUGCUAUCAGAUUGAAGAGAAGCUUUAGAGAACUUGUGUGAAAUUGCAUUUAAUCCAAUCAAGGCGGGAAGAAAAGAAUAAGAUCACCUAAAACUUUCAAGCCUGUAAAUAUUUGUGUGUCUGUUAAAAAGAAGCUCUUUAUGGUUGUUGCAUAGAAUUCUAGGGAACAAAAAUGUCAUAAUAUGAAUUCUGAAGUAAGUAAUGAAAAAAAAAAAUUCUGAUGGGAGUGGCAACCAGAGAGUUACUGCUGUGUUUAUUCCAUGUUGUGGCAAGUUUACUGUUUUAUUGUGUGUUCAGUAGUUAUUACCAGAGCCUUUCCAUGCAGCUGUAUCUUAUGUACUGUACACCAGAGGGCGGCAAUGUAGUAUUUUUGUCAGCUUGUCUCAUCAUUCCAGCAACAAUCCACUACGCUUGAUGCCUCUUCAGUGAGUUUGCAAUGAUGAUAUUUUCUUUGAUCCCUUCUUUUUUUUAAUUUCUUUUGUAAAAAGUUCUAUUGGAUGCACUUGUUAUUUAUGUUCUGUGGAAGCUCUAUGUAUGCAAACCCAUUGAGUAUCGCCAGUGUCUUCCUGACCCUGAGCUGUGCUUCUUGGUCUCGCUCACUUUUCUUGCAAAGUUACAUCUCUAUGGUAUUGUUUGGCUCUGUCCAGAGCUCGCGCCCAUCUCUGAAACUGGCGUGCAUAUCUCCAGAGUAAAUCUUCCCCGAUUAUUCAUUGGCCUCUUGCACCCGAUUCUAGCUUGGUACAAAAUCUCAGAUGCCUCUAUUACCACCGGCCCCACCUCCACUUUGUUAUGGAGUCCACUGCUCACUCGGUGCCCAAUUUCAAACUCCCAGGAUAGUCCUACCCAUUCCUGCAGUUCUAGGCCUCAGGUAUCUCGCUGCUCUUCUGACAGUGUGGCUCCAUUUCCUUCACCAUUGGUGGCAGUGCCCUGUAGUUACGUGCCCAUUGUUCACAUUUAAUAAAUCUCCUUCCCUGUAUCGUUCAACGACUCUUGAAAAUCUACCUCUUUAAUCGCGCAUUCUUUCAUCUCCCAAAACUAACUUGCAUCUCUUCCCCUAAGCACAGGAGAUUCUGAGAAACACACACAAAAUGCUGGAGGAACUUAGCAAGUCAGGCAGCAUCUAUGGAGGGGAAUAGACAGUUCACAUUUCGGGCCAAGACCCUUCAUCAGGACCUCCUCCUUAACUAUUUCUCUUCUUGCUGCCAACACCCUACUCAGUACCCUGCCUUUUCUGAAGUGCCUUGGGACAUUUUGUUACAAUACCGGUGCUAUCUGUUGACUGCCUUUGUUACUGGAUUUUUAAAUAAUGAGAAAUAUCCUUAAUGGACAAGAUUCCAUUCAAAGUGUGUUUGUACUGUUGUGUUGUAUUGCACUGAUAGCAGUUCCCAGUAUAAAAUAUUCAUACUCCCGUUUUCCAGAGGCAGAUGGGGGUUCCAGACUUAUUGUUGAAACUUACACUUCUGUGGGUCCUAGAAUAUCCUUUCGGCAUUACUCUUAACAGGAUUGUGCAAUGAAGCAGAUUGUAAAUGCGUCUUCUUUUCUGUUCAAAUAUGAGGAAUGGUGAGAAAGUUCUACAUGCCAACCUGCUACUUGUUUUCUCCCUGUACCAGUAGACACAAUUAUAAGACCUGUCUCAAUCUGCUACUCUGUGUCCGUGUGCUUUUCCAAGGUUAAUUACUUGGAGAAAAGACCUUCUGUGGGCAGGAAAACAGCUUUCAGUGUCAGAAUUGUAAGAUGCCUGUUACUGCAUUUUCAAUGUAGGAAGGACAAUUUGUUUAUCUCCAAUGUGACUUACCUUGAAAUGUUAAUAAGCAUCCAUAUUAACAAUUCAGGACAGGACACACAGGAAAAACAACUCAUUUUACCAGCCGCCAUUCCAGUUUUCACUUAGUUGGAAGCAUGAAUGCUGGAAAAUGGUGAGAUGUUGCAUCUUGUUCAGCCCCCAUCAGUUGUCCUGAAAGCAGUCCCCUCGUGGUCUGCCAAUUUCUUUCCUUGGGGUGAGAAUGUUAGGUGUUUAAGGUGACCACAGAACGUAAUCACAUGUGUUUGCUCUGAGGAGUUGCUGGAGGUUUCAUCCAGGCAGGACCAAGGUAGACAAAAUUAUGAAGGGUAUAGAUAGGGUAAAUGCAAGCAGGCUUUUUCCACUGAGGUUGGGUGGGACUACAACUAGAGGUCAUGGGUGAAGUGUGAAAGGGGAAAAAUUUAAGGGGAACAUGAGGGGAAACUUUUUCACUCAGAGGGCCAUGAGGAUGUGGAACGAGCAUCAGUGUAAAUGGUGCAUGCAGGCUCAAUUUCAAAAUUUUAAGAGAAGUUUGGAUAGGUACAUGGAUGGGAGGGGUAUGGAGGGCUAUGGUCCCAGUACAAGUCGAUAGGAUAGGUAGUUUAAAUGUCUUGGCAUGGACUAGAUGGGCUGAAGGGCCACUUUCUGUGCUGUACUUCUCUAUGACUCUAAAUACCAUUUUGUUCAGAUAGGUGGAAAAGAUCCUUGGAACAUCCUCCUGGUGUCCCAGCAAACCCAUACAGACCAUGCUGUGCACAAACUGGGCGCCUUCUAUAAUGUCCUAACAAAAUAACACAUAAGAGGUAAUCCAUUAGUAUUUUGGAAGAUGCUGCUUUGAUUCAGUCCUCCUCCACCGUAUUCCUUCAUGCAUUUAAAUAGAUAGGAGGAUUGUACUUAAAGUGUAGAAUAACAAGUUGUUGUAGUGGAGGCAUGAACUGCUUUAUGUUUACUGUAUAUGCUAGCUCUUCUGUAUUGCUCAUCUGGUCCCAUGUUUUGUGCAGGACUCUUUCUGAGUUUUGUUUCUGAGAUGAAUAUUCUUGUUUGUUCCUAAUAGCAUCUUAUGUGAAUUUACAGAAUAUUGGCACAAGCGAUUCUGCAGAUGCUGGACAUUCAGUGUAACACACACAAAAUGCCAGAGCAGGGGUUCCUAAACAUUUUUAUGCCAUGGACCCCUGCCGCUAAUCAAUUGGGAACCCCUGUACUAGAGAAACUCAGCAGGUCAGGCAACAUCUAUGGAAAGGAAUAAAUAGCUGACAUUGUGGGCCAAGACCCUUCACUGGGACUGUUGACUCUUUUCUCUUUGUUAUAGAUAAGGGGUUCUCAACCUUUUUAUGCCAGGACCAAUCCCAUUAAGCAAGGGUCCAUUUACCCCAGAUUGGGAACCCCUGUCUUAGAUGCUACCUGACCUGCUGACUUUCUCCAGUAUUUUGUGUGUGUUACACAGAGUAUUGAAUGGAGUUUACUCUUGUGUUGGCUUAAAGAACCGUUUCUCCAAAUUGUGGCUUGAAGCCGGGAGUCAGUUAUACUUACAGAGCCUGGCUCCACAUCUGGUUGAUUCAUAGCCUUUGAAUUAACCAGAUUCAGGGUCCCUGUUUUCAGAAUAUAGAAAGCCAAAUCCAGAGAUGCAUUCAGGCACUACGGGAAGAUGUGUGAAACGAUUGCAUUUCCCGAGCCUAGUGAUGGAAUCAUGCCAAGAAUCAGAGUCCUUAGGUGUGCAGGGAGAACUGGAACGUGUGAGUCAGAGAGUACUACAGCACAGCAGCUGGUCCUUCAGCCCAUCUAGUCUGUACUGAGCUAUAAUUCUGCUUAUUCCCAUUGACCUGUAUUUGGACCAUAGCCCUCCAUAUUCCUUCCAUCCAAACUCCCCUUCAAUGUUGAAAUCAAACGGCAUCCGCCACUUCCACUGGCAGAUCGUUCCGCUCGUUCCACGUUCUGCAAGUGAAGGCAUUUCCCCUCAUGUUCACCUUAAACAUUUCACCUUUCACCCUUAACCCAUGACCUCUAAUUCUAGUAUCACUUCCACAUCCACUUCGCGAGCAGGGAGAGCUGGAGCCUGUGCAAACACUAUAUGCGAACGUGGAGUCCCAUGUGUUUGUGUUUCAACCAACGCAGUGACCAGAGGCUGCAUACUGAUCCCGGGAUGCUGGACUUGGCUAUGUGUGUUAUCCAUACACACAGAAAACCAUGUCCUUAGGCAGUAAGGCAUAAGAGGCCAUUCUGCCUAUCGAGUCUGGCUCCAUCGUUCCAUCAUGGCUGAUUAAUUCUCCCUCUCAACCCCGUUCUUCUACCUUCUCCCCCUAACCUUUGACACCCUUACUAUUCAAGAACCUAUCAACCUCUAUUUGGCCUCCACAGUCAACUGUGGCAAUGAAUUCCACAUGCGUAUCAUCCUUUGGCAAAAGAACUUCCUCUUCACCUUUAUUCUAAUGAGAUGUCCUAUUCUGAGGCUGUGCCCUCUGGUCCUAGACUGCCCCACUAUAGGAAAUGCCCGCCCCACAUCCACCCUCCCGAGGCCUUUCAAUAUUUAAUCAGUUUCAGUGAGAUCACCCCCCCCCCAAUUCUUCUAAACUCCAGCAAGUACAGGCCCAGAGCCAUCAAACGCUCCUCAUAUGUUAACCCUUUCAUUCCUUGGGAACCCUGGCACUCAGUUGAACUAGAGUUCGUGCAUAGCUGUCAAAUCAUAGGUACAGGUUGUUUAUCACACUGAUGAGGUAAGGUACUGAAUCAUAUAAUAAAUAUGGUAGUUCAAUCCAGGUUUCCUUUGCUCUGAUGUGACACUCCAGAGAAAGUUUUAGUGCGGGUGUAUUGAAAAUCUCACUAUAUCAACGUUUCCUGAACUUGUACUCCAACUAGUAGGCAAUCAUUCCAUUCUGUAUCUGUGUAAGUUUCUGGAUGAACCAGUUCUACAUAUUAGUGUUGAGUUGAGUCCCAUAUCUUAAAAGUCAAACUCUAAGAAAACUUUUUCUAUGGGAUGUUAACUUAUUGGAUGCAUUACAAGUGUUAAAAUCAAUAUCUCUUAUUUAGCCGGAACAAUGGAUACACAGUCAGUGGCCACUUUAUUAGGUGAAGACAUGGAACCUGCUGCUGUAGUCCAUCCAUUUCGAGGUUCAAUGUGUUGUGCAUUCAGAGAUGCUGUUCUACACACAACUCUUGUAACGUGGUCUUCCUGUCAGCUUGAGCCAUUUUGGCUAUUUUCCUCUGACCUCUCUCAUUGACAAAGUGUUUUCACCUUCAGAACUCCUCUAGAGACCAUUGUAUGUGAAAAUCCUAGGAGUUCAUCAGUGCCUGAGAUACUCAAACCACCCUUUCUGGCACCAACAAUCAUUCCAUGAUCACCGUCAAAUUUCUUCGCCAUUCUGAUAUAUGGUCUGAACAACUGAACCUCUUGACCAUGUCUGGAUGCUUUUAUGCAUUGGGUUGCUGCUACAGGAUUGGCUGAUUAGAUAUUUUCGUUAACAAGCUGGUGUACAGAUGUACCUAAUAAAGUGGCCACUGAGUGUAUCUUUCCCACGUGGGCAAACAAAAGUCUGAAAAAAACUGAUCUUAAGCCAGCAACAGUUUCUACAGCUUUUUAACUAAGAAAAAUGCAUUAUACAUUUAUGUAAAUUACAGAGUAAAGAGAGUUCAUGGAUCCUAUACCUUAUUCUGGUAACAACUUGAGUUAAUUCCGAGGAGGUUACAAUUGGACUCAUACUGAUUAUUGUUCUCUUUCAAUCCAUGGUUCUGGUUCUGCUGCAGAACAGCAGGGGACACGCUUUGAAACGUCUUGUGAAUAAUAUGUAUUGGUGAUGAUACAUGAUUCCAGCCUGCUAACUGAUUCCUGCCCUGAGCAUACUUUGAAAGCAGUACCACCCUUUCAUUUCUUGUAGAGUUGGUGAUUGAAGAUGCCAUUCUUCAGUGAGAUAUGUUUUUGGUCUUUUUGUGAGUGUUGUAAACUUAGAUUAUAAGAGGACUUCAUGUGCAUAGAAUGAGACACUUCCUGAUACUUAGUCCAAACCUGUGGUUCUUUACAACUGGCCAAUCAAUUUGCGUAUUUCUGUAAAGGUUUCUUUUGGAAUUUGUAGCUUCAUGAAAUGCCAGCGCUCAAGAUAUGCAGUCAUAUUGCCCAGGACACAUCAUGACUUGUUCAAAUUUCAGCCCAGAUUUUCACCUAUAACAAUAACAAUCCUUUCAGAAAUGUGAGCUCAAACUCAUCUUCGAGCUAUUUUAGAAUAUGAGUAAGCCCAUCUAAAAUUAGUCACGCUUGCAUUAUUUCAGUUCCUCAAGAAUCUUUUGUAAGCACAUUCCAGGAAUGUCAGUGUGUGUUUAAACUUGUUUUUUUUUCUAGCAUUAAGCAAUAUACUCAUUUGGCAAUAACUCAACCACCAUUCAGAAUGAAAACUGGGAAUACUGGAGAUGUUCCACUCUAGCAGCAUCCGCAGAGAAAGAAACAAGGUUAACUUCCUAGGUUUGUGAUCUUUUGUCACACUUUGGCGUUGGAGUCAUGAAGGUUGUAAACACAAAAAGUUAACAGAUUGCUAGGAUGUGGAGCAACAAACAAUCGGCUGGAGGGACUCAAUGGGUUAGGCUGUAUCUAUGGGAAAGCUUCUGCCUGAACUGUCGACAGUCCCUUCUCUCCCUCAGGUGCUGCUCUGCCCACUGAGUUCCUCCAGCAGAUUGCUUCCUUCUUCUCCCAGAGGUUAACUCUGCUUCUCUUUCCAAACAUGCCACUUGACCGGUUGAGUAUCUCAAACAUUUCAUGCCCUAAUUUCAGAUUUGCACCAAAUGCAGUGUUUUGCUUUGAGUGUAGUUCUGGAACUAGGCUCAAAUUUGUUAUCAAACAAGUCAAAGCUGGACAUCUUCUCCUAACUGAUUGCACCAGCUUCAAUCUACCUCUAACCCAGGGGUUCCCAAUCAGAGGUCCACAGACCCCUCAGUUGAUGGUAGGGGUCCAUGGCAUAAAGAAUGGUUGGGAACCGCUGGUCUAAUCCAAUGUGAGGCUACAAAUUCUGUAUCAAAACCUUCUUGUGUUGGAACUAAAAGGUGCUCACACCAGUCAUGGUGGGCUCAAAAAAUUAAAUGCGCACGUGCAGUGCUUUGACACAUUCACAGAGAGCUCUGUUCCUAACCUGGGGCCCACGGGCCUCUCUGUUAAGGUCUGUGGCAUUAAAAAGUUUGGGAACCUUCUGGUUGUAAAUAUCUUUGUUGCAGUCACAUAGCGGUCAGACUGCAGCAUAAAUCCAUCGAUCAAUCUCAAAUCAGAAAUUGGGCAGCACGGUAGCGCAAUGAUUAUCACAACGCUUUGCAGUCCAGGCAACCCAGAUUCAAUUCCCGCCGCUGCCUGUAAGGAGUUUAUACAUUCUCCCCGUGACCACGUGCUCUCCGGGUGCUCCUGUUUUCUCCCACGUUCCAAAGAUGUACCAGUUGAUAGGUUAAUUAGUCAUUGUAAAUUGUCCUAUGGUUAGGCUAGGAUUAAAAUCAGGAGUUUGCUGGGUGGUGCGGCUCGAAGGACCACAAAAACCUCUUCUGCACUGUACCUCAAUAAUAAUGAUAGCAAUGUGAUUGCAGCCUUGUUCAGAGUCCAUUCAGACAAUGGUGUGAUGAGCUCUCCUGGAUCCAGGCAAUCUUGCAUAUUUGGGAACUGGGUUGUAGUGUGGGGCAGUAACAGGAAAAGUGAUGACUGAAGUCAGAAAAAAGUACAUUUUAGGGCUAAAUAGUGAUUUGAAAUAUUAUCCUUAAUAUUCUUUCUGGAAGUCUUCUGUGGAAUGAAACCUAUCUGAUCGGUAAUUCAGCAGCCGGCAUUUGAAGCCUUGAAGACCUUUGAUACAUUAAUGUCAGUAGACAAAUCAACCAGCUCCUGUGAGGGCUUGUGCCUCCAGAGGUUCUAUUUUUAAUAUUAAUAAUGGUUAGAUUUGGUGGAGAACCCAAUUCCUUCCUUCCUAAUUAAAGGCAAGGAUUCAUUUAGUAAUUUCUGUGUUCUGGAAAACAAUCUAUCCAAGCUCCAACCACACCUCUUCUGGCUUAAAUCAACCGAAUUCACAGCUGGAAGAUGCAUGCUCACUAUUUCGCAAGGCCUACUGGUGGCCAAUUGACCCCAACCAUCCAAGCCUCUGCAGCAAUAGUAUUAAGAAAAUGUUUAAUUUGUAGUAAAUACAGUUAAUUUCCAAUGCCAAACUAAUGAUAAUUUCCCAUUGUUAAAUUUGAAAUAGAAAAUUUUGUCAAGAGCAAGUUCCUUACAUGUUAGCAGCUGUAAUAAAAGACGCAAGAGGUGCACUGUAAAUAGAUCAGCAUCUCAGAGAGAAAGCACGACAUAAUGUUUCAGUUUUAAGGAUUUUGUCAGUGAGCCCAGGGUUGCAGUUUGUAUUUCAGGGUUCAAGUUCCUGACCUGGUGUUGUCAGUGGAUAAUGUUUGACUUAAUAGCUUCUACAACUAUGGCUGCACAUCAGUUCAACCAUUGCAAAUUCUAAAGCAAUCACAACAGUUCCAUGGGUGCAAAACCACCCCAAUUUAAGAUUUGCUCUUUUCCUAUACAAACCGGAAAAAGAAAUAUCACAGUGAAUUAAAUGCUUUGUGCAUUUAAUUACAUGUUAACACUAAGGUGUUAAGAUUUUUUUUUGCAUCUUUUUUUUGAUUUUCUUUAUCACAUACAAGUAGAAAAGUCAGGCUGUUUCCUACUAAGUAAAGCUGAGUAAAACUUCGGAGCUAACCUUGGAGUUCUGGAAUGUAGAUAAUAAAAAGAACUUGUAAACUUGUAUAUAUCUGAUUUUAUUUGAAUGAGCUGGCUGUCGAAAACCCAUUCUCUUUCUUUUUAUAGUUUAUUUAUAUGUACAUAUCUCAGUUUUUUUUUACAGCAAACACACUUUAAUAGGUACCUUUUGAUUUGCUUCACAACUGACAAACUGCCGAGGAUGAAUAUUCAGAAGAACUAAUAAAGGUGAUCAUGACACUUUAUGCAAAGCAGACUUAACAGUGCUGACACAGUGCCCAAUCUUGUAAUACAGUAUACAGUAUAAAUUAUAAUAUGCAAUUAAAAUGUUACAGAAAUAGAAUUUGGGAUACAAAGUUAUUACUAAAUAAACACAUUGAAACUGGCUAAUUG